CUAUUUUUUUUUAUUAAUUUUAUUAAUUUUAGAUAUUUUCUAUUUUUUUUAGCUUUUUUGUCAACACUUGUUUUUAGUUAAACUAACAGAAAAGCAAAACAGUGUACAAAAUUAAAUGUGCAUAGCUUUGAAAACUAAAAUAUUACAUAUAUUUUUCAAAAAAAAGUAUUACAUAUUUUGCAAAACAGUGUACAAAAUUAAAUGUGCAUAGUUUGGUUGGUUACAACACUUGCUAAUUUUCCACUUGACCAACUAGUAGCAUUUUGUGUCCCGUUGUCUUCUUCUUUUUUUUUUGCAAAAAUUUGAUGCAGUCCCGCUGUCUUCUUAAAGAUGCACUACUAUGUAUGACUGAAUGAGAAAAAUGAUCGAUGCUGGUCAAAAGUAAAUAAUUACUACUCACAACAUUCGAAGAGCCAAAUUAACAAAGAAAAAUAACUCUUUGAUCCAUUCAAUUCAUAUCCAGUAUAGCUACAUAUAAAUAUAUGCAUAGUGAGAGUGGUUAAAGCCAUGUAGACGAAAUGGAUUUUUCAAAUACUCUAACCUGUAGUCAUUACAACAAUACGCAGCGUAUACUUCUGGUUGGAGAAGGAGACUUCUCCUUUUCUUUAUGUCUAGCCAAAGCUUUUGGUUCGGCUACUAACAUCACUGCAACUUCUCUUGAUACUCGAGAGGAGUUAGAGCAGAAUUAUAAGGAUGCCAAGAAUAACGUAGAAGAGUUGGAGCGACAUGGGUGCACCGUGAUUCAUGGUGUUAAUGUUCACUCCAUGGGUAAAGAUCAUCGCGUACUCCGGUCGGUUGUAUAUGAUAGAGUCAUAUUCAAUUUCCCUCAUGCAGGGUUUCAUUUUGGUCGCGAGUUUGAUAGCUACACCAUCUUGCAACACCAAAGAGUGGUGAAAGGCUUUUUUCUAAGUGCCAGAGAGUUGGUUGAUGCCAGUGGAGAGAUUCAUGUGACCCAUAAGAUAGCAUAUCCAUUUACCAAUUGGAAUAUCAAGACACUUGGUGAAGAAGAGGGUUUGUAUUGUGUCAGAGAAAUUAAUUUUGAAACGUGUCAGUAUCCAGGUUAUUCCAACAAGAGAGGAAGUGGAAGUGACUGGGACGUUAGCUUCCCUGUUGGAUUAUCUUCUACUUUCAUGUUUAGGAAGCACAUGUAACUUUGUUGAAAGUGUGUUCUUGGAGAGGUUCAUUUGAGUUUUAUUUGUAAGUGUGGGCUACAGCCUACAAACGAAGCCGAGCCUAAAAAGGCUUGUGCAUCUCUUUAAUUUUUCUUCAUUUUCAAUAUAUUUCUUUAUUAAUAAACAUUUUUAUUCCACAGCAAAAAGUAAUUUUAAAUUAACUAAUAGUUUUUUAAUUAUCUUUUUUUUUUAAGUGUUUGAUUGUUUGAUUAUCUAAUCGUGAGAAUUUGUCUAUCAACCGAAACAAAUAAAAUUGAUGAGUUAUAUAGUCAUCCCUAUAUUUUUGUAAAAAAUAGUCAUCCCUAUAUGUUUAUUUCAGUUUGAUUUUAUAAAACAAAAUUGCAAAAUUUUGAUAUUUUAUUUUGCAUUUAUGAAUUUUAAAUGUAUGUAAUUUUAAGCUAAUAUUAUAAAAACCACUUUAUGUAACUGUACUUGAAAAUUAUGAAAGGCAAACUUAAACAUGAAAGAUUAUUUUUAUAUUCAAGUUUAUAAAUUUACAGUGUUUAACGAAAUAGA
Molecule: messenger RNA, 1688 nt
Organism: Brassica rapa (field mustard)
Lineage: Eukaryota; Viridiplantae; Streptophyta; Magnoliopsida; Brassicales; Brassicaceae
Biological process (GO): rRNA base methylation
Cellular component (GO): cytoplasm
Molecular function (GO): rRNA (uridine-N3-)-methyltransferase activity
Source: RefSeq, a predicted model, not a curated record